ACAGACGUGCUGGUGUGCGUGCGAUUAUAGUAAUAAUAAUAAUAAUAAUAAUAAUAAACCAUGUCGUUUGGCUGUUGAUUUUUGUUCGCGAACAUUGACAAGCAAGGCGUAGCGUUUUGCCAACAGAGAGAGAUGGACGAAAACUUGAGCAGAGGGUACGUGGCCCUGGGCAAACGAGUCAAUGUCGGAAGGGAGCCCAGACCUCCCGUCGAUCACAAGGACCGUAUUUUCUUCGCCAUGACGCUGGCCGGCGCCGGAUUUCUGUUUCCCUACAACAGUUUUGUCAUGGCUGUGGAUUAUUUUCAAAUUAAAUAUCCAUCGUCGAUGGUGAUUUUCGACAUGACGUUGGUCUAUAUUAUUAUGGCGUUCUUUGCCGUGCUCACCAACAACCUACUGGUCGACACGUUAUCUUUUAAAUGUCGCAUCAAUAUCGGUUAUGCCUUGACCACUACUACACUGUUGUUCGUUGGCGCCGUUGAAAUACUUUGGUCGGAAAUGUUCUCAUUGAACACAUCUUACUACAUUAACUUGGUGGCCAUCGCAAUCAUCGCCUGGGGCGCAACAAUUCAACAGUCCAGUUUUUAUGGAUAUACGAGCAUACUGCCCGUCCAGUACACUCAAGCUGUCAUGAUUGGAGAAAGUGCCGCUGGCCUGUGGGUGUCCCUCGACCGAAUCACCACGAAGAUGUUGACCGAUGACUUACAGUUAAGCACGUUUUGUUUUUUCCUAUUCAGCCACGGCGUGGUAAUGUUGUCGUGGGUUUUCUUCCAAAUCGUACAGACUACAGACUUCAUUAAGUUUUAUAUGGCCCGUAACGAAGAAUCGAAAAAAAGAAUAUCCCUGGAACCUACCGAAGAAUAUGUAAGCAUAGAACUAAAUAUUCUCUCAUCGUUACUGAAAAUGUACAACGAGAAAAGCAAUUGUUAUUUCAUUAUUAUUUUUCAGGCAAACGCUGAACAAAACCAACCGGAAUCGCUGUUCGCCGAGACCAGUCUGAGUAUUGGGAAAAAUGUAUUUCCGAAAGAAGACAACGCGUUAAGCUUUGCAAAUCCCGCGUACGAUCCAAAUGCUAAUGUUCCAACGUACAAAGUCGAAGACGUCAUGGUUCACAUCGAAACUCACUCGUUCAAACUGCGAAAAUCCACUUUUUCUAAUAUGUGGACAAAGUUCAAAAACGGUUAUUUAUUGCGUUUCGAAGUAUCCAAGCUUAUAUGGAAACAAAUGUUGGCCAUUUUCCUAUGUUACUUUGUCACCCUGAGUAUUUAUCCGGGCGUUUUGACGGACUUGAUCAGUCCCAGAUUCGGCACUUGGAUGCCUGUGCUGGUGAUGACAGUGUUCAACUUGUUUGAUCUUUUGGGGAAGAUACUGAGUGCUCAUGCAUAUGAGAAUUGGGACGAUAAAAUACUUAAAGUCACCAAGGUGCGUCUCCUCAUGAUCCCAGCCAUCUUGCUCAUAGUGUUCGUGCAGCACCCGUUCCACACGAAAAUCUUUAGCGAGUUUUUGAUUUUCUUGGAAACGGCAGCACUUGGCUUGUCCAACGGCAUCACGGGCAGUGUGCCCAUGAUAUUUGCUCCGGCUAAAGUCAACAAUGAGCGUCGUGAACUCUCAGGCAACAUCAUGACGUUUUCGUACAUAGCUGGAACGACGAUGGGUAGUAUUUUCGCAUAUUUGUUGGACAAGAUACUACACUACGAGAGUGACUAUCCCAUCAGCGUGUACAACAGCGAAUACCACAAAAUGGAGACGUACGUUAUAGAGCAGAAUCUACUGAACAUCAACAACACUUACGCUCAUAAUAUCACGGCCAAGGUGAUACGUCAUUAUUAACAGCCAACUGGCUAUCGACUCAUAUCAAUUGAAGUGUGUUGUCAAGCAAAAAAAUUGAAUCGUUUUUGUUGUAAAAAAAAAAAAAAAAUGUUACCCGAUAAUAAUUAGUUAUGAUAACGACUAAAUAUGACACUAUUGUUGUAUUGCCAGGCUAGAAUUGAGUAAAUUUGUAUACACAAUUACAUACAAUAUACCGGUACUUAAAGUGUACCGUUAAGACAAUUUUCGUUUAUCCAGAGAAAUGUUGUUCCCAGUGGUAAAGUGGUGUUUUUUUUUUUUUAAUUUGUUUAAGUAAAAACUAGGAACAUGUUUUUCUGUUUAGAUACGCAAUAUUUAUCAAAAAGUAAACAAUAUUAUACUCAAAGUUAUGGCCAAAAUUAGGUUAUUAUUCAUCUGGUAAUACACACAAGUAGGCGACACUCGCCUCACAAAAAAAGGAAUUUUCAUACCCCUAUGAAUAUUUACAAAUAUAAUUGUUUCCAGUUUUCAAUUCUUACAUUAAUAAAGAUUAGGUAACAGUAAACCUGUUGCACAGUUAAUGCGUGUCACUUGAAAAUUGUUAGCCAAGUCUCAAGGGUCACUUAUGUAGUGUGUUUAUAUCAUGUGUACCUAUGUACGAUUUAUGUAUACAGAAUAAGUCUAAGCAAUACUCAUUUAAGUACAAUUUACAGAGGGCGCUCAAUCUGAAGACAUGAUAUGAUAAUUUAAAUUUUAGAUGGUUAUAAUACUUAAUCAACCUAACAUAAGUAAAAACAAAAAGUAUAAUUUGUAAACAAAAUUAUGCAAACAAGUGAACGCUAAUUUACUUAAUAUAUGGCAUUUAAAAAUAAUUCAGUAAUGUACAUUUUAAUGAUCAUAAAAUAAACUAACUUACUUUUGUAUCAAUAUUUUUAAUUAUUUUCAAACCCCACGACAAUUACAAUAUAUCUUAUACCUAAACAUUGAUUGGCAUGUUACAAGUGUAGGAACGGAUCCUCCAAAAAAAUUAUGUUUAAGUUCAUAAUAUUAUAUCUCUAUUAUUACAACUCCGGUUUUUGGUCGUUGUGGCACUUAUCAUAAAAAUAUUGAUUACUAGGUACCCUUAUUUGUAUAAUUUAUUAUUGCAAACUUGAGGAAUUGGAGUAACAGUAAAAUAUAAGUAUUAGUGGAAAUAACUCGAAAGACUGGUUAACCCUUUUUAUUUUCAUUGCCUACCUACCAUUAUGUUUUAUAUUUAUUGUA
This is a messenger RNA of Adelges cooleyi (spruce gall adelgid), 3048 nucleotides long. RefSeq names its product equilibrative nucleoside transporter 4 (gene Ent3). Gene Ontology annotation, cellular component: plasma membrane. The transcript is spliced from 8 exons. Lineage: Eukaryota; Metazoa; Arthropoda; Insecta; Hemiptera; Adelgidae. Gene Ontology annotation, molecular function: nucleoside transmembrane transporter activity; monoamine transmembrane transporter activity. The coding region runs from base 133 to 1827 and encodes 564 amino acids. Gene Ontology annotation, biological process: nucleoside transmembrane transport. The record is from RefSeq and is a predicted model, not a curated record.